AUUUGAAAGAGAAGAUGUGACAACAAAUUAAAGCGAUUAUAUAGCCAUAUUUCAUGCAUCAAACUCCUUACUUUUCUUAUUUCUACACACAACACAACACUCAAUCUCUCUCUCUCUUUACUAUUUCAUUCUAUUAACUCAAUCAAUCAUACAAAAUUAAAUCCUUACUUACCAUUUCCAAUUUUCCCCACAAAUUUCUUUGAUCAUUUCCCAAAAACUGGAAAACACCAAACAAUUAAUAAUGAAUUCAGAGCUUAUUCACCGUAGCAAUAACAACAACUCUAAUAAUGCUCAACAACAACAACAAAACCAAGAUCAACAUGACUCAUCAAGAUCAACGGCUACGAUCACUCGCUUCUCAUUUCGAGAUCAACGACUCAUCUUCCUCCUCAUUGGCGUCGCCAUCGCCACUUUAUUCUUCAACACUUUCCCUCUCUCACAACAACAACGCUGGCCCGACCCGAUCAUCGAUUCCGGGUCGGUUAACGCGGACAUCCCGACCCGACGGGUUCUCUACCAGACGAGUACAAAAGGAGAUGGGUUUGAAACGGCAAUGAAAUUAGGCGGGAAAGUUCCUUUGGGGUUGAAAGCGAAGAGGUUGAGAAUCGUGGUUACGGGUGGGGCCGGGUUCGUUGGGAGCCACCUCGUGGACCGUCUGAUCGCUAGAGGUGAUAGCGUAAUCGUGGUUGAUAAUUUCUUCACGGGUCGUAAAGAGAAUUUGGUUCACCAAUUUGGUAACCCGAGAUUUGAGCUGAUUCGACACGACGUGGUUGAGCCAAUAUUGCUGGAAGUGGAUCAGAUCUACCAUUUGGCUUGUCCUGCUUCGCCUGUUCAUUACAAGUUCAAUCCAGUCAAAACCAUCAAGACGAAUGUGGUGGGGACACUUAACAUGCUUGGACUGGCUAAGAGGGUUGGGGCUCGGUUCUUGUUAACCAGCACCAGUGAGGUGUAUGGUGACCCUUUGCAGCAUCCUCAGGUCGAAACCUAUUGGGGCAAUGUUAACCCCAUUGGUGUGAGGAGCUGUUACGAUGAGGGAAAACGAACGGCAGAAACCUUGAGCAUGGACUAUCAUAGGGGCCUUGGCAUUGAGGUGAGAAUUGCUAGAAUUUUCAACACUUAUGGGCCACGCAUGUGCAUCGACGAUGGUCGUGUUGUCAGCAAUUUUGUAGCUCAGGCAUUAAGAAAGGAACCAUUGACUGUUUAUGGUGAUGGGAAGCAAACAAGGAGUUUCCAAUACGUUUCUGACCUGGUAGAAGGUCUAAUGCGGCUGAUGGAGGGUGAACAUGUUGGCCCCUUCAAUCUUGGCAACCCUGGUGAAUUUACCAUGCUUGAGCUGGCUCAGGUUGUGCAAGAAGUUAUAGACCCAAAUGCAAAGAUAGAGUUUAAGGCAAACACAGAGGAUGACCCACAUAAGAGGAGGCCAGACAUUUCAAAAGCCAAGGAGUUACUUGGGUGGGAGCCUGUUGUGUCCCUCCGCAAAGGACUUCCUCUAAUGGUUUCUGAUUUCAGACAACGUAUUUUUGGUGACCAAAGGGACUCUCAACCUACUUCUUCAGCAUAGUUUAUAUACAUAUAUCGUAUACUAUUAUUACUAUGUUAUGUUAAGAAAAUGGUAUGAUAAUAAGAAAAUGAAAAAAUAUAUAUGCGCCCAUUUUUGAUAAACUAGCUAUUUUUUUGCUAUUCUUCUUAUGUUUCACCUUCUAUGGGAAUAAAGUUGAUUUUACACA
Molecule: messenger RNA, 1727 nt
Organism: Cannabis sativa
Lineage: Eukaryota; Viridiplantae; Streptophyta; Magnoliopsida; Rosales; Cannabaceae
Product: UDP-glucuronic acid decarboxylase 2
Exons: 7
Coding region: 242-1561 (439 amino acids)
Biological process (GO): D-xylose metabolic process
Cellular component (GO): cytoplasm
Molecular function (GO): NAD+ binding; UDP-glucuronate decarboxylase activity
Source: RefSeq, a predicted model, not a curated record